This is a messenger RNA of Ricinus communis (castor bean), 1808 nucleotides long. RefSeq lists its product as uncharacterized. The record is from RefSeq and is a predicted model, not a curated record. NCBI's taxonomy places the organism in Eukaryota, Viridiplantae, Streptophyta, Magnoliopsida, Malpighiales, Euphorbiaceae. The coding region runs from base 63 to 1595 and encodes 510 amino acids. The transcript has a single exon. Gene Ontology annotation, molecular function: protein binding.
UUUACUUGUCUCGUUACAGUAAUAGUCUCUAAAAGAUAGAGAGAAAUUAAAGUGUCAGAUACAUGGAUAGCAUUUCUUGCUAUUCUUGGUUUUUUCUUUUCACAAUCAUUUGCCAUUCUUGUUUCAUUUUGGAUGUUGCUUGUGAUAAUGUGGUGAUUGAAUCAUCAAAAAGAAGAGAAACAUUGGAGAUCAUCAUUGGUGGUGGUGGAGGUGGCUAUACUACCCCUCCUGCACCUCCUCCCGAAGAUGGAGAUUGGUCUCCCCCUUCACCAGUAUGUCCUCCACCACUACCACCUCCGCCGCCACCUCCUCCUCCUAUAUGUCCCACACCUUUACCACCACCGUCACCACCUCCUCCUAAACAUCCGCCGCCACCUCCACCGCCAUCUCCUCCUCCUCCUCCACCGCCACCUCCACCACCACCUCCACCGCGGCCAACAGGGCUUCCUCCAAAUAUUAAGAGAGAUUACUUCACAAUUCAGAAAUUCAAGAAGACUAUUACUCAUGACCCCUUCCAUAUAACAGAUUCAUGGAAAGAGGGCGUUUUCAAUGUCUGUGCUACUUAUAAGGGCUUUGCCUGCGACAUAAGGCCUGACAUGGGAGUUCUUGCAGUUGCAGCAGCUGACUUUAAUGGCUACAACUUUAAUGGCCCUAACUUUCAGAUUAAGGGUUUUCUUGAUAAGUUGGAGGACGUGGCUAUCUUCCACGCAAACUCCAAUAAUUUCACUGGUAUUGUGCCGCAAAAUAUAGAUAUCAUGAAUAUCAAUUUCCUGUACGAGCUUGACCUGAGCAACAACAAUUACACCGGCGGAUUCCCCAUGAAUGUUCUUGGAGCAACUAACUUGACUUUCUUAGACAUCAGGUUCAACAAAUUUUACGGUUCAGUUCCAAAAGAAGUCUUCAAUCUUGACCUGGAUGUUCUUUUCCUCAACAAUAACCAAUUUGAUCAACAGCUUCCUGAAAAUAUCGGCAGUACUUCAGCAUUAUAUCUUACUUUCGCUAAUAACCGUUUCACAGGCUCUAUUCCAAGAAGCAUUGGAAGGGCCAAAAAUCUUCUUGAGGUACUUUUCUUAAAUAACGGGUUUACAGGAUGUUUGCCGUAUGAGAUAGGCUUCCUGACAAAAACUAGAGUCUUUGAUGUUAGCUGCAACAAGCUGACAGGUCCAAUUCCGCAUUCUUUUGGCUGCUUGUCAAUGAUUGAAAUCUUGAACUUAGCCAAGAAUCAGUUUUACGGGCCGGUGCCGGAAAUAGUGUGCAAGCUUCCGAAUCUGCAAAACUUGUCAUUGUCAGGAAACUAUUUCACUCAGGUUGGACCUGAAUGCAGGAAGUUGAUUUCAUUGAGAAGGCUUGAUGUUAGAAACAACUGCAUCUUGGGCCUUCCGAAUCAGAGACUACCAAAAGCUUGUACAGAAUUCUUUUCCAAGCCGAAGCAAUGUGCUAAUGAGAGGUCAAUGAAUUACAUUCCUUGCAAGAAAAAGGGGUACCCUAGUUCAACGCAGAAUCUCUAUCAGCAAUCAACGGUUGCUGUUGCUCCUGCUGCCGCACCACCUAGAUCAUACGAUGCUCUUUCACCGGAUAAUAAGCUGCGGUUUUAAUUAAUCAGUUCUUAAAUUGAUCCGUCUGAUUAAGAUUAUGUACUUGAUGGGUAGUUGUGGCUAUGAAUGUAUACUUAUUAUAGGCUUAUAAAUUUCAUAAUUGUUGAUGAAUUUGUAAAAUUAAUGAAUAAUUUCAUGUAAGGUAAUUUUGCUUUCCAGCAAAAUACAAAUUUCAUAGCUUCAAUUAUACCAUUUUCUCCUUUCUUUGCUUUC